Molecule: messenger RNA, 1274 nt
Organism: Prorocentrum cordatum
Lineage: Eukaryota; Dinophyceae; Prorocentrales; Prorocentraceae
Source: the annotation of a GenBank genome assembly
AUGCGCUGGGACAUAGUGUUCGCCAACGACCUGUCGAGGGUCACUCGGCGGCGUGGCGCGGCCUCCAAGCACAUCCUUGACUGGGGCGACGAGUGUAUCAACGUCCUGAAUGACUUGUAUGGCCACCAGGACCGGCCAGCGGUCCCCGCCAACGCCGCCCAGCGGCAUGCAGUGGACCACGUCGAGUCUCAAGUACGUGCGCUUGGCAAGCCCCCACCCGAGGCAAGUUUUCGCGAGGGGGCCCUACGUGAGCUCCUCGCGGGGACGGGGAUCUACCAGACGGGUGAUCUCUCUUCCCGACGGCCGUAUGUCAAGGAAUCCAUAUCCUGGCCCUCGCCCGACUUGCAGCCAGUUCCACUGACCGCGUGCCUAGGCGAGGCCGAAUCUGAGUGGCUGGGCCGCUGGCAGAGCACCUUGCUCAGGCCAGAUAAACCUACAGCUGCUGAACGUACUGAGUUCUGCCCUCACGCUCCUUUUUUCGACCCCAGUCUCUUCAGUAAGCCCCUGCUCUACGCCGAUUUUGUCGCCAAGUUGCUGGCUCGCGGCAUGGUGGAGCUGAAGAGGGACUGCGACGCAGCCACCGUCGGCUGCUUCUUCGUCGCGAAGAAGAACAAGAAGCUGAGAGUGAUAUUUGACACGAGGUAUGCUAACCUAUUUGUUGGUCGACCGGCUCGGACUUCGUUGCCGACUGCGACGGCCCUCGCUGCUUUCGAGAACCCUGGGCACGACACUUACCUGGCCUCGGGUGAUAUCGACAAUGCUUUCUACAGACUACGAUUGCCAGACGGACUGUCCUCAUACUUCAGACUGCCCGCCCUGGAUGCCAGUCUGCUCGGGAUCACGCAUCUGGACGGGGUUGUGCUCGCGCGAGGGGCGCGGGUGCAGCCCUGCGUAUGCGUCUUGCCGACGGGCUGGAGCCAUGCGCUGGCCCUCUGUCAGGGCGUGCUCCGACGCGCCAUGGUCACCGCGGGGUUCACCGUGGACCAGUGCGUCGAGGACGGGAAGGCGGGGGUCGUGGUCGACCGGGAGGGCGCCGUGGCGGUCGCCGGCUACGUCGACAACUACGCCGCCCUGGGACGCCCCCCCGCCCUCGUCAACCAGGCCGCCCUUGCCAUCGCACGCGUGCUGACGGAGAAGGGGCUUCUCACUCACGAUGAGGAGCCUGCCGCGCGGGACGCCACUUUCGUAGGGCUAGAGCUGAAGAGAGGGCGACAUCUUUCGAUCAAGGCCAGAAGCAUUUGGAGACUUCGCUUCGGGUUGGACGCUUUGCUCAG